Molecule: messenger RNA, 1573 nt
Organism: Pezoporus flaviventris
Lineage: Eukaryota; Metazoa; Chordata; Aves; Psittaciformes; Psittacidae
Product: beta-keratin-related protein-like
Exons: 4
Coding region: 468-962 (164 amino acids)
Cellular component (GO): intermediate filament
Molecular function (GO): structural constituent of cytoskeleton
Source: RefSeq, a predicted model, not a curated record
UUCUUGCUGAAAUACUUCACUAGAAUUCCAGAUGUAGACUACUGGAUAGCCUUUUAGGACUAAGGGAAGGGGUAAGAUUGAAGGUGCAAUGAAGAUACACCCUAUUGCAUUAUAAGAAAUUUUCUAGCAGUUCAAAAUGGUGCAGUACAAGGUCUAAAGUGGCCAUGGAAGUUGGCAGAACUCAUUGCCAAGCAGAGGAUUAACAGGCAAUCUUCUGUUCUACUGGUCAAAGUUACGUGCUUUGAAGCUUGGAGAAGUGGAAGAAGGAAGUAAAUGUCUGCAAUGAGUAGAAAGAAACUAAGGGUGAACACUGCCCCUGUUUUGAGAUGAAAGCCUUCUGUAGGCUGCAAAAUGGAUGUGAUACCAUUCAACUAAUAAUUGCUUAACUGCAAACAACACGCAAGGAUCCCUCCACCCCUUGAUGUGACAAAUGCAGGAAAGUUUGUUUUGUAACUAGGAAGAGCUACAUGCCUGAAGUGUGGCUCAGCCCCUGGAGCUGCUGUAGGAAUCCUAUAAAAGAGCAUGGAGCACAGAGCUCUUCAAACCACUCUUCUUGGCUUUACCCUUGUGGCAAACUGAGUUUACUUCCAGCCAGAAAGAUGUCUUUCAAUGGACAGGUCUGCAACUACAGCAGCUACUCACCCUGUGAUGUGAGCUGCCCCGCGCCGUAUGCCAAUGCCUGGAGCCAGCCCUGCGUCACCUCCUGUGGGGACUCCCGUGCCGUGGUCUACCCACCACCCGUGGCCAUUGUCUUCCCAGGCCCCAUCCUCAGCUCCUGCCCUCAGGAGAGCAUCGUGGGCACUUCAGCCCCCCUGGAGAUAGGCAGCUCCUUUGGGUAUGGGAGCUCCCAGGAUGUGCAGAGCUCCUUUGGGUCUGGCACCUCCCUGGGUGGCAGGUACUCCUACCCCUGCUAUUCCCGCAGGUACACGACUUACCGUAGUGGGAGCUGUGGGCCCUGCUAAGCACUGCAAGGAUGCCCUGGGAAGCUGGACCCAGCAGGGACCAGAGUAAAUUCCCAGUCCAUGAGUGAGCAGAGGGACAUGGUUUUCAGAGGGCCAAUGUACCAGGCUGCAGCAGGGGUUCUGAGUAGCUGGGCUGAGAAACAAACCCAGACAUUGUAUUUCCCCUCCUAUUGGAUUAGGUAUCUGCUAAGAAGAUCCCAGCUCUGAGAAACACAGAAAAGUCCUUAGCUGAAAUUCAGGUCACUUAUAGAAGACUAAGCAUCAGUGUAAAUUAGGUUCUCUAUAUUCUGACCUCUCGGAUGGACUGACUUUAAAACUUCUCAAAGCUCCAGUCUGACUGUGGGAGCCACGCUGUUUCAUGUCAUCUGGGAUUAAAAAAGAAAAAGAGAACAAAAAAACCCCAAACAAACUGUUGUGGUGAAAACCCAACUCAUUUUUCAAAUGCUGCAAAUGCAACAAAGACAGAAGAUCAUCUUACAAACUGCAGCCCCCAGAGAAGACAACCACAUCUACCUUGAGCUAACCCUGCAAAAGUAUUCUGUGCCCUCUGCAUUGUUAUGUUCUGCUGCAAUGAAGUCCUUGCUCUGUUACAAUUAAAGUUUAUAUUCCAU